AAGAUGAACGACAGGCUAGGCGAGCUCACGGGUGGGGGUGGAGGCGGUUCAAGUGUUGCACCCUUUGAGAUCGCAAUCGACAUCAAUGAUAACGGGGAUGGCGGCGGCGGCGGCGGCGGCGGCGGCGCAGGGUUCAUGGAAGGGUUCUUCGACAAGGUUAACGCAGUCAAGAAGGACAUUGACGCCGUCAAGAAGGCGUGCACAGAUCUGGACACGUUGACGCAGCAGGCGACUUUAACGUCUAGCGCAACGGUGGAAGCUGAUGCCAAGUCCCAGAUCAACACCACCAUCGCCAACACGAAUAAUCGUGUGGCGCACGCGAAGGGCCUGCUGCAGGCGAUGCGAGAGGAAACGGAGGCCAUGAAGAAGGACCCGUCCAGGGCGAAACCGUCGGAAGUGCGAGUCCGAGAAAACCUGCAGAACACGCUGACCAGAAAAUUCGUCGACCUUGCGAAAGACUACCAAAAUCGGCAGAACAAGUACAAGACGUCGGUGAAAAAGAAGGCGGAGCGACAAAUCCUCGCGGUGAAACCGUCAGCCACCGAAGAGGAACUUACGACCGUCUUCGAGCAGGAGGACGGAGUUCAAAGAGUGAUGGAGGCGGCGAUUUUGCAGCAAGGGGACCCGGUCGAGGUGACACACGUUUUGGAGGAAGUGAAGGACACGUACCACGACGUGCGGAGAUUGGAGGCCUCCAUCCUGGAACUCCACAAGAUGUUCAUGGACCUUGCGCUACUCGUCGAUCGCCAGGGGGAGAUGUUGGACCAGAUCGAGUACCAGGUGAAAUCUGCGUCGGACUACGUCAAGGAUGCUAACACGGACAUCGCGCACGCCAUCGACUCCUCGAAGAAGAUUCGAAAACGGCAGUGCUGCAUGAUCAUCAUCGUGCUUGUCAUCAUCGCGAUCAUCGUACUCGUAAUCUACGUGAUGGGCUCGUAGUCUCCCCGCCGUCACCCACAACACACAUACAGUACGUACGCAUAUAGCUUAAUGUUUUUUUUUUUUUUCUGCUCGAAUCUGGUUAAGAACCCUCUUCGCAAGGCAGGGUACAGGUAUAUAUGCCACCCGCGGCUGAUCCAAGCGGUUUGUUUCUCGUAAAGAACGCCUCCGCCGCAUGCUCGCAAGGGGCGGUGCCCCUCCACUCAGAGUGCUCUUGGCGAAGCAAACGGCGUCGCCCCUUAUCCUCUGUGUGCUUUGUUAGAACCCAUCUCCGGGGACACAAGCGGCGAUGGGUAAAAAUCGCCUAGUGGAUACAUGAUUUUGGGAAUCACAUUAUCGCAGGCAUGCAGGAGGAUGGGCAUGAUCUUUAGUUGAUCGCAUCCACCACACAACCAGCUACGAAUAUUGUCCUUUUUUCAUACUGGUAGACCCUGAAGUCGAAGCCGAGUGCCGCCGGGUUUUGAAGGAUCAGACCCUAGUGGUAAAACUGCUCCUGUCGAUUUUGGGUUUCUGCCUGUGUUGUUGGGUCUUGUGUGCAGCCAUGGAGCAAUCCGCCGGUCUCUCCUCGGUUUUUCUUUUUUUCUCAUCUUCUUGUCGUCAGCGACGACAGCGUAAACAGGCUUUUCAUCGAAGACUUGUUUCAUGGAAGGGCUACUUUGCUUGCGGCCACUAUGUCGAUCCCACCCGUUAUGAGUUUCGCAUAAGGGUCUUCCCUUCAUACCUCUGUGUUUGGUUCUUCCAUUGUGGUGUGCAGCUAUUUGCAAGCACAUGUUUUCGUGUGCAGCAGCAGUGAAGGGUGUGCAUUCCCAGUUUGGGGAGCAAGAGCAAGGGUGGUUGUAUGGGUGAUGGACUAAGAAACGACGACGCGAUAUGUUUUUUCCUCCACGUGGAUGUUCGUUCUUCGCAGUGGUUGUGUUGUCUCAUGUGUUGUCUUUUUUCUGCCUCCUCACCAAUGGCAAACGUACGCUUGUAGCCCUCUGGCCGAUGAUAUCAGCGAUGUCUGGUGAUGUUUUUUUUAUGUUUUGGAGGGAAGCGGAACGAGCGUAAUCAUCGGCAGGAAGGCGUUAUGUCAGCCCGACCUCGGUUCGCUCGAUCGCUGCAGCCGCAGGCGUGCUCCGUGUUUGGACCGCGCCUUGUCUUCGUGGUGGUGGUCGCGGCAUCUUCAGCGAGGGAGGUAUUGUACAGCGUAUCCCCGACGCUUGGCCGGCUCUCAUCAACUGGGGAGGAGUGUCUCAAUUGUUGGCGUGUUGCGCGACUCUUUUUGUAUUUUAUUUUUUUUUUCGUGGCUCGCCCGGGCUUGCCUGGCAUGUCACGCCACCAGCAACGUGUCGAGCUAGCGUAGCGCAACGUGUUUGGUAUUGAAAUUAUUUUUUUCGAACCACCCUGUGGGUGUGUCUGUUGGUGUUCUCUUU
Ectocarpus siliculosus is the source of this 2351-nucleotide messenger RNA. Lineage: Eukaryota; Phaeophyceae; Ectocarpales; Ectocarpaceae. The record is from the annotation of a GenBank genome assembly.